Messenger RNA from Epinephelus fuscoguttatus (brown-marbled grouper), 4507 nucleotides. RefSeq names its product LIM and SH3 protein 1 (gene lasp1). Gene Ontology annotation, cellular component: focal adhesion. The coding region runs from base 243 to 956 and encodes 237 amino acids. Gene Ontology annotation, molecular function: actin filament binding. The transcript has 7 exons. Lineage: Eukaryota; Metazoa; Chordata; Actinopteri; Perciformes; Serranidae. The record is from RefSeq and is a predicted model, not a curated record.
GGGGGGGGGGAGCGGGAGCGCGCUUUCCGUGUCUGGUUAGUGGACUGACAGCCAGCUGUGCGGCUACAACGACAACAACAACCUCCUGGAUUUGCUACAACCAACUAGAUUAGUGUCGGUGUCUUUCUGAUCAUAAACGUACACUACAGCUCGUUUGUGAAGUGAGGACUCGACGGCACAAAGCUACAAGCAGUUUCAUCGGCGGUUUCCGUGCUAACUAGCUAGAAGAGCAUUCCUCCAACAUGAAUCCGUUGUGUAGCAGAUGUAAUCUAGUCGUUUACCCCACGGAAAAAGUGAAUUGUCUGGACAAGUACUGGCAUAAAGGAUGCUUCAGCUGCGAGGUCUGCAAAAUGACUCUGAACAUGAAGAAUUACAAAGGCUUUGAGAAGAAACCAUACUGCAAUGCACACUACCCCAAAACAUCAUUCACCGCUGUGGCUGACACUCCAGAGAACCUCCGCCUCAAAAAGCAGAGCAAAAUGCAGAGCACGGUUUCAUACAAGGAGGAAUUUGAGAAGAAUAGAGGGAAAGGUUUCACUGUGGUCGCAGAGACGCCGGAGCUGGAGAGAUUUAAGAAAACGCAGAACCAAAUCAGCAAUAUAUCAUACCAUGAGGACUUUGAGAAGAGGAAGAUGGGAAGAGAGGUCCCACAUCAGCAGCCGAGCAUCCCCAGCCCAGCAGCUUUACAGCAGUCUGGAACAACCUCUCAGAACUUCCCCUAUGAGCCUGAACCAGUGCAACCCGUGCAACCAGUGGCCGCUGCCCCGCCUCCCAGUGCUGGGAAGCGGUACAGGGCAGUGUACGACUACUCUGCCGCCGAUGAGGACGAGGUGUCCUUCGUGGACGGAGAUGUCAUCAUAGACGUGCAGCAGAUCGACGAGGGCUGGAUGUACGGCCGCGUGCAGCGUACUGGCCAGCAGGGCAUGCUGCCUGCCAACUACGUGGAGGCCAUCUGAGCGAGAGGAAAAGAAAAAGGAGGAGAGAAAAAAGGAGGAGGUAGAGAAAGGGAGAGAAGAAAGGAAAGGAAAAGCCCAGUGCCAUUUCAUCUUAACGCCGCUUUCUCUUGAUUUUACUCUUGUUCCUUAAUCUGUCCUGUGAGACCCUGAACGCCCCCGCCCCCACCCCCACCCUCUUCUGCAUCCCUGCUCUGCUCUCACUGUUCAACCACAGACACCCUCUACCUGUCUGUCUGUCUGUCUGUCUGUCUUUCUCUGUCUCUCUGUCUGUCUGCCUGCCUCUUUGUCUGUCUGUCCGUGCUGAUGUCUGUCUCUGUUUGGAUGGUUCGUCAUCCUCUUUAUCUUGUCCCCAACCUGGCUCCACUCUCAAAGUGCUGUCACAAGUGGAAAAAUGAAAGUCUUAGAAGAUAAACUCACAGUUCAUCGCAAUAUGUCAGGGGUCAUGUCGUGUCACAUAGCUUCAUCCUAGCUAUAGCACUUAACAGUCCUAGCACAACAUCAUGCAAAAAUAAGGAAGGGAAAAAAAAUGUAAAAAGCCCUUCUUCCCCCCACGAGUCAGUCACCACAGCUGCAGACAUUGUUCUGCGGAGAAAAUAAGUUUCAAGUGUGGGCGGGUGUGGCAUUUUCAUAGGCCUGCUUGUGUUUUUUUUUUUCUUUCUUUAAUUUUGCAGCGUGAACUUGGCCAGACUGGAAACACAGUGUAGAAUCUCAGUCUAUCAGAACUAAGCUUGAAUAUUUUUGACUUGUGUACAUUCCUUUAACCUCUAACCCUGCUGCACCAAUCAGCCAGUUAUCAGUCUUAACAGAGAGGUUUUUAAUAUAUGUAUAGAUUGAAACACAUCUCGCCAUGGUGCGCUCGAGUAGGCGCCCUCGUGUUCAGCACUGCAUCGUGGGUAUUGUGAAACUGGAAUUGUAGCCUAACUGAAGAGCACCUCCUGUCGUUGCCUUCCUCAGGCGUGUCGGAUACAGGAGGGAUCAGGGAUAAGUUAGGGGACAUUAUCAGUCCAUCUCUUGCAGCCACGCUGAACGCGUCACCUCAGUGGGUGUGGGUGUGCAGUGCGUACACCCUCGAUCCUGUUUCUUGCAGCCUGAAUGCCUUCAGUCCUGAGAGAAUCACAGAGUUAUGGUGAUCAAGGUUCAACUGUUUUGGAGAAAGGAGAUGGGAACAGAUCAAGUCCUUGCCCCCCCUUUUUGCUACAAAAUCACCAACAAAGAAUACACAUUUCAUAAAAGAGAAGGCCAAGCACAACUCUAUAUUGUGAAUCUUUUUUCUUUUUUUUGUUUUAAAUUUUAAAUUCAUUCCACUGUUAUUGUGAGUGACCAUUCCAGUCUUUAUUUUCCAUUUAAUGUUAGAGGAACUGUUCAAUCCUUGGCUGUGAUAAAUGUCGUUCUCAUGCUGUCCUUUCUUUGCCUUUCUUGUUAUUGUAAGAUGCUUAUUUUGGAGAAAAAAGAAAAAAAGUCAGUGUAUUAAAUAAAAAAAAUAAACCAGCAACUCGAUUUAUGAACCAAGGCAGAAGUGUUUAUUUGGACAUGUGCAGUCGCAGUAUUAGAUCAGUUGUGGGAUUAACCAGCCUGCAGUUGCAGGUCAGAACAGUGCUGGCAGCUUGAAUGCUGGCACGUUCAAGCCUGUUUUCUGAUCAGUGGCUCUCGCUCGUGCUGUUUAAUAUUCUGGAGUUUCUAAGAAAGAGUAAAGAUACAGAACGGCAUUUAAAGUACGCAUGAAAUGAGUCAUUAUUUCAUGCUCUGGUCCUGGGAACAUUUAUAAAGCCUGGCCUGUCACCUGCAUGACAGGGCCGAGCACUGAUGCAACACAGGAAGGUUUUUGUUUUUUGUCCAUCUGGCAGGUGAAUCCCAAAAUUGUAUUUGACCAACCAACAUUUUCCAGCAUAUGGUCGGUGGUGGUCACUAUGAUGUAAAGAAAGUUGGUUCAUAAACAACAAAAUCAAGCAUUUAAGUUGCUGGCUGCAACACAGAAAUGCUGUAUCAUUCACUUUAGAUACUGCGUUUCUGUGAGGACCUUAUAUGAUUUUUUAAAAAAUGAUAUUCGACCAAUUCUCAGUGGUGUAAAUAAUCUCAUCGGCCCCUGACCAUACACACCUCUCCCCCCUUUUCUCGCUGUUUCAUUCUCCCGUGAUGCACUGUGACUUGUCACAGACGAGCGAUCAGGGCGGUGCGUUUUGAAGGUGGGGUCGGGGCCGAAAAAUGUUCAGCUUUAUUAAAAGAAACAAGGCUCUCACUAUGUAGCUAGAUGACAUUGUACAAUUGUAUAUGUAUCAUAAAGGUGAGUUAGGGAAAAUGUUUUUACAGGUCAUGGUGCUCUGGGAAGUGGCUUGCCUGCAGAUUAAAGUGAUUCAUAUUUUUUUCUUGUGAAUGUGGCUGAGGGGAAGUAAUGUGACUCAUGGGGAAAUCCAGUUUGGUGCAAGUUGGUGUUGAACAUUAAUACAAUUUUGCAACUUUUUAAUGUGAUGAAUUGUGACAGUGCUGAUGAAAAUGAUCACUUAAUCGGGAAAAAAAAGACACCUCAAACUGGUUGAUAGGUUGCCAAACUAAAUGAACACACUGUAUGUAUGCCUAUAUUUUGCAUUAACCUCUACUUGACAACGGGACAAGUUUAUUUGCAAAACAGAUGCUAGAUGGGAAAGCUGUUUUAGAGCUCAUGGUUGUGUUUCUCUUGGGUAAACUGGAGAGUUGGUGGGUUUGGCUUUGAGUGAAAUGAUGAUGUUGUUCCUGGCUUAUGAUGAUGUUUGCUCUAAUUUAAUAACAAAGCUACUCACACUGGUAGCCUCUGUUACUCUGCGGAUUAGGUCCAAUCCAAACUUCCUGUAGCCUUAAGGGCGUUGAUUGUGACAGUUGGUGUCCUGGAUGAAAUGAAGAAAGUGGCCAAGGACGGGCCAGUGUUGUGUAAGUGUGGCUCAGGAUGGAUUCGUUAAGGCAAAUUUGAGUGUGUGGUGAUGUAAGUGUGCGAGGCUGGAGGGGGAGGGGGUUGACAGCUCUCUAUCUCCCAGGCUGUGAGGCAGGGCAAGUUGUUUGUCUGACCUGGAUAUUAGUCAGGAGUUAACCUCUUUGCGCCAAAUACCGCUCUUCUGCUCUGGCAUCACUCAUCGACUGAACUGUAACUUCAUAUCAUAACCCCCGUUUCCAUUCAGUUUCUGUCUUAGUAUCCUGUCCGCCUGUCUGCUGACAUCCCUCUUUCCUUCAGCCUUCAUUGUAGGCUCCUGCGCUUCUGAUGAAUCAUUCCCCGCUUCUAUGAUACUGGUUAUAUACUGUAGACUUCGCAGAGUGAAAUCGUGUAAUCCACAAUCAGGUUUAGCAUUCAGACUGGUUUUGUGCAUUCCAUCUUAAAUUGUUUUUGUUUUUUGUAUAAUUUUGUUAUUUUUUUGAAUAAAAAAAAUAAAUAUACCAUAUGCACAUUGACAUACACCUGUAUUCAAAUCUCAUUCUGAAUACGUACUCAGAAUAAAGGACCUGAUAUCAUCUCCUGUUGCCCUGUUACAGCACUUCAAAUUGUACUUAUGAUUCUGCAGAUUCAAUAAAAUGUCAUUUUUUCCUCA